Molecule: messenger RNA, 3043 nt
Organism: Kogia breviceps (pygmy sperm whale)
Lineage: Eukaryota; Metazoa; Chordata; Mammalia; Artiodactyla; Physeteridae
Source: RefSeq, a predicted model, not a curated record
UCUUGAUCUCUUCUAUGUGACUCAGAAAGAAAAUUAGAAAUUAAUGUUGUUUUAGCUUUUAAAUAAAAUAUUUUAUAGUAAAAGUUUUUGUUAAAUACUGUUAUUAUAAAAUGAAACACUUGACAGCAUGCUGUUUUUGUGCAACAGUCAAUUUAAACAUUCUAAUUCUAAAAUAGAAAAUAAUAUAAAAAUUCAAUUCUGCAUCUGAAACAAAAGAAAACAAAUUUUUUUCCUAGCUGAUAAGUUUCUGUGACCUGUGAUGGUAUAAUGAAACAUUUUGGUAUGUAGCUUAUAGAAUUAUUCUCAAUACUUUCAUACCUGAGAAGAUAUCACUUAAUAUAUUGCCGUGUCUUAAUAUAUUAAAUCUUUCUGAUGUGUCACCUUUGUGAUUUUCAGUUAAAAAUAUUGUAGUAUAUUUGCAUGCAUGAAUACUAGAAUCGAUUAGGAUGCAAAGAUGAACAUGCUUGGCUGGAAAAGAAAAGUCUCAGCCACAAAGACUGAGCCUUGCUGGAGGUCUGGUUAUGUAAGCAGCAUGUCUGCAGGGGAAAAGUGUGUCUUCAUUUCAGAGAGUUCCUCCACUUUGGAUCUGAAUGACCUAUGUAGAUUGCCUAUUCAGUGAUCCAAAUCAAUGAUGAAGGCUGACAGUAGCAAACCACAUGGAUUAGUCUUUUCACCUCUCAUCAUACUUGGCAGCAGGCAGACAUCCUCUGCUUUAGUUACCUGAAAUUUAAAGAAGCAUAAUCUGGAGCCAUAACUAAAGGGGCAGAGUACUUAUUAAGCUCUUUCUAUAUGUCAGACACUAUGCUAGGUGCUUUAAAUAUUAACUUAUUUAAUCCUUACUACAGCAUUUAGAAUAAGGUUUUUUUUCUCACUUUAGGAAUGAUGGAACUGAAGCUCAAAAAGAUUCAGUAACCUACUCAAGGUCACACAGGUAUUCUUCUUUCUAGCUGAGCAACACAAUGGAAAACACAUCGAAAACAAAUAAAAAGGAUAUUCAAGAUGGACCGCCAAAAGAAGUCAAAUUGCCUAUCAGUGAAGCACUUCUCGACUAUCACUGUCAAAUAAAGGAAAAUGCAGUAGAACGAUGCAUGGCUCAAAUAAAGAAAAUUAGAGAAAAGAACCAAAAGUAUCAUGAAAGAAAUAAACGCUUAAAGGAUGAACAGAUUUGGCACAUAAGGAACCUACUGAAGGAACUGAGUGAAGAGAAGUCAGAGGGAUUAGCAGUUGUAACAAGAGAGGAAGUUGAAGAAGCAAUGAAGGAAAAAUGGAAGUUUGUAAGAGACCGGGAACAAAACUUGAAAGAUAUGAGCAUCCAAAUAAAUAAUGCUGAGAAACUAUUUCUUGAGAAACUCAGUGAGAAAGAAUAUUGGGAGGAGUACAAGAAUGUAGGGAGUGAACAACAUGCUAAACUCAUUACCUCCUUACAGAAUGACAUCAACAGAGUUAAAGAGAACGCUGAGAAAAUGUCAGAACAGUAUAAAAUCACCCUGGAAGAUGAUAGAAAGAGAAUAAUCAGAGAAACUUUGUUGCAACUGAACCAAAAGAAGGAAUGGGCCACAGAGAAUGCUAUAAGGUUCAUUGACAAGGGCAGCUAUCGAGAGAUCUGGGAGAAUGACUGGCUCAAAAAAGAGAUUGCAAAUCACAGGAAGGAAGUGGAAGAACUGGAACAUGCUAUUCAUGAGCUGGAAGGAGAAAAUUUGGUGCUUAUUGAUCAGCUGUUCAACUGCAGACUUGUGGAUCUCAAAAUACCCAGUGUUGCUGCCCUGUGGUGGUACGAAAGUGACAAUAAACUAAUGAUUAAGAGAGAAGCCAGACUUCAGAAGCAGGUGGUACAAUAUUUGUUGACUGACAGACUACUUUUCUUAUCUGUUUUUAGGCGACUAUAUCUUGCUCAAGCUGUUGGACAAGAAGUGCCACAUGAAGAAAUGCCUUUGGAGUUGCCAGAAACAUAUAUAGAAAAGUCACAAUCGCAACCUGCAGAAGUAAAAAGUAGAGACUUGUUGAGCUUAUCACUUGGGAGCAGUGCUUUACAUCUUAGUCAUGAGGAUAGCAGCAGAUACGGCCAGCAUCUGAAGAUAGAUGAAGAAGAGAGUUCCGGUAUAGAGUUUGGAGCCUCUGACAUGAAACACUUACUGUAUGAGGAUGAGCGGGAUUUCAAGGAUUAUGUAAACUUGGGCCCCCUGGAAGUGAAGCUCAUGACUGUGGAGAGCAAGAAAAUGCCCAUCCAUUUCCAAGAGAAGGAGACUCCAGUCAAAUUCUAUGAAGAUGUCAGGAGCCCAGAAAGCCACAUCACAUAUAAAAUGAUGAAGUCUUUUCUCUAAGACUGAAAUAUGCAAAGUAAAAACAACUUCUUAUACAUUUCCUUUGGGAACUGAGGUAUAUCAGUCGCACAUUUUAUUUACUCUUUGGUCCAUUUUUAAAGCAGUUGUUAUUUCUAAAGGUCAUAAUUACAUUUAAAAUCAAAGAUCUGAGUAUUCAGCUAUUCAUUUACUUGCGUGGCCUGAGUGACAAAAAUGAAAGUACACUUUAUAUUUCAAUAUUCAAGUAUACAGGAGCAUGACAGUGGGCCAAGAUGGUCUCUGAGGUUGCUUACCACUUAAAAAUUUACUGAUCAAUCUAGGAUGCCAAUAUGAAAUAGUUCAAUUAGGAAUUUUCUGAGAAAAUUUAGAGGUUUGCAUAGCACUGACUACACAUCUUUGCUUCUGAGGGUGCUGAAUGAUAGAUAGCCAGUCCACAAUUCAAGUCUACUCUUCUUUAACCUAACACUAUAAUGAAAAUCAAACAUUUUAGAAACAAAUUUGAGGGUGGUAAUUUCUUUUAUAAAAAUAUUCCAUCAAUAGGGAGGUCCAUCUCCCAUCAGCUAUAUCAAGUCUAAACUGCUGAGUCUCUAUCCAAGGUCCUUACUCCUUCCCUCUUAUUGGUACCACAAGCCAAGGACACUCUGACUGUGCCUGAAUUUGGCAUCAGCUUUCCAUUUUAAAGCUAGUUCUACUUAUAAAGAUUUUUACAAGAAACGCCUUGUUUUUCUUUUUUUUUUGAAACA